AUGUCUUUCUCGGCCAGUGUCUAUCUCUUGAUUCCAGUCUUGAUCCUUGGCCUCUGGCGACUGAGCACAGUCGGACGUCGCCCAGCGGGCUAUCCUCCUGGUCCACCGACCCUUCCUAUAAUCGGGAACCUGCACCAGAUCCCAAACCGAAAGCGCCAUAUUCAGUUCCAAAAAUGGGCCGAGGAGUAUGGCCCUAUAUACUCACUGAUACUAGGAAGAAAGGUCAUGAUAGUCCUAAACUCAGAUCAGACUGUUAAAGAUCUUGUAGAUAAGCGAGGUGGCAUCUAUUCAAGCCGACCAGAGUCAUACAUUGGUCAAGAUGUCCUUAGUGGAGGAUAUCGCAUAUUAUUUAUGCCGGAUGAUGAGGUCUGGAAAAUGGCGCGGAAGCUUGUCCAUCGCAUCUUGGGAAGCUCAGAUGAUUUUGUUGAUCAUCUGCGUCGAUAUACAGCUUCAUUGACUACGCAGAUAACAUUCGGCUCUCGUACUACCAGCAUUCAAGAUGAACGCUUCAAAGAGGCUUUUGAUAUAUUUGAUCGUAGUUCAGAGAUGAUCGGUUCAAGAACAGCGGCUCUUCUAGAUCUGGUACCCGCUUUGAGACGGAUCCCAGACUUUCUCAUGCCGAUCAAGAAGGAAGGGCGCAAGAUCCAUUAUAGAGAACUAAGUCUUUUUCGAGGGUUCUACCUUGCAGCCAAGAAGGGACUCGAAGGUGGUUCAGCAAAGCCAUGUGUCUGUGUCGACCUAGUCAAGCUGCAAAAAGAAGAAGGGUUCUCUGACACUUUUGCUUCAUAUCUCAGUGGCUCACUACUUCAAGCAGGCUCGGAAACAACAGCCAGUAUUCUCAUCGGUUUCGUCCAAGCCAUGGUUAUCUUCCCCGAUGUCGCAAAGACUGCGCGGGGCGAACUUGAUCGUGUAUGUGGGGACCGGCUACCAAACCUGGACGAUACGCCUGAUCUGCCCUAUAUCCAUGCUUGCAUGAAAGAAAGUCUGCGUUGGAUGCCUGGCUUUAUGCUGGGUAUACCGCAUGCAACAACUCAACAUGAUAGCUAUCUCGGAUAUCACAUCCCCAAGGGAGCAACAGUCAUCAUCAACGUCUGGGCAAUUCACAACGACCCAAAAAGACACCCAUCGCCCCGACAGUUCGACCCCAUGCGAUAUAUCAAUGACCAACAAACAUCCAUCGAAGCCGCGAACAACCCGGAUCCUACCAAGCGAGACCACUACGUGUUCGGGGCGGGGAGGCGCAGAUGUCAGGGCAUGCACAUAGCUGACCGGUCGUUAUUUUUAGCUAUUUCCCGCCUUUUGUGGGCGUUCAAUUUUGACAGGGACGUCAGCGCCGAGACGGGUAAAGCCAUCAUACCAGAUGCAGAGGACGUCAUAGAGGGUAUAAUGUCCAUACCAUCCCCAUUCCCUGUCCGUAUAGUUCCCCGGAGCACGAAGAGAGCUGAGGCUGUAGCUGCUGCAUGGAGUCAAGCGGUUGAUCUGCUUGAUGAGCAUGGACAGUGGAAGGUAGUCCCCGAAGACCUUCUUUGGACUAUACCUGAAUCGUAA
This is a messenger RNA of Fusarium verticillioides 7600, 1548 nucleotides long. RefSeq lists its product as hypothetical. Lineage: Eukaryota; Fungi; Ascomycota; Sordariomycetes; Hypocreales; Nectriaceae. Gene Ontology annotation, molecular function: heme binding; monooxygenase activity; oxidoreductase activity, acting on paired donors, with incorporation or reduction of molecular oxygen. The transcript is spliced from 7 exons. The record is from RefSeq and is a predicted model, not a curated record. The coding region runs from base 1 to 1548 and encodes 515 amino acids.